Knipowitschia caucasica is the source of this 609-nucleotide messenger RNA. The record is from the annotation of a GenBank genome assembly. NCBI's taxonomy places the organism in Eukaryota, Metazoa, Chordata, Actinopteri, Gobiiformes, Gobiidae.
AUGCACAAAUGGGUGCAGAUAUGGAAGCUCCAGCGCGUGUUUUCGGGCCUCUACCUCCAUGCUCUGUUCCUGUUGGGCAGCAUGCGCAUGGCCUCCUGUGACUGCAGCCCCCAGCAGCUGGCGGCCAUCAUGAACUGCUCCAAGCACGAGCGCCACACUCGAAACUACGACUACAUGGAGGGCGGCGACGUGCGCAUCCGGCAGCUCUUCAGCCGCACGCAGUGGUUCCUCAGCAUCGACGACAACGGCAACAUCACGGGGACCCAAGACCCCACCAACUGCUACAGUAUUCUGGAGAUACGGACCGUCUCAGAGGGAGGCAUCCUGGCCAUCAAGGGAGUCAAGAGUCAAUUAUAUAUCUGUAUGAACAAGGCUGGACAGUUACAAGCCAAGAGACUCUACACUGAUACCUGCAACUUCAAGGAGGUGUUCUUAGAAAACUACUUCAAUGCAUAUUCCUCCAUGAAGUGGACUAAAAACGGGAAGCAGAUGUUCAUUGCCCUGUCUCAGAAGGGACGUCCCGUGAGAGGGAAGAAGACACGGAGGGAGCAUGUCGCCUCGCAUUUCAUCCCAAUGCAGUGCCGUGAGGAAGAGAGGCGAAUAGACUGA